GAAAACCCGGAACAUUGGCAAUUUAGUAAUAAAUUCUUUUUCACGGUUGGAACCGACGGUGUCGUGACUUUUGUGCAUUUUCACCCGGAAGAGAAGGACGAAGUUCUAACAAUGAAAAAAGUUCUAGCGAGUACUUUGUCAGUAAAAAGACUGGUAGAUGUUGGUGAUAACUGGAAAUUCACGUCUCGUGAAGAAGAUCACGCAGGUGACCUAGAACAUGAGUAUGAAGCCACUCGCCACAGCGACGGCAUAACAUUCGUGCGCAAACAUCAAAGCUUGAAAGAUGUUCAUAGACUUCAUAAUAAGACGGUGCAUCUUGACCUGGCGGGUACGCCAGUUCACAUAGAUUCCCUAGAUAACAUUACAUUACGUCACUCGCCAUCUAAGGUGUCCAGUAAAACAAUGGAUGGGUUCGAAGAGAUAAAAGAGGAACAGUCGGGAGAAUUUCCAAAGAUCAGCUCUAUAUCAAGAAGUAAGCUGAAGAUGACAUCGAAAAGGAAACACAAUGAAUGGGCUAGUCAUAGUCUACGUGACAUGCAGAAAGAUACACUGACUGUACGGCAGGUACCUCCAGAGAAAGUGCCGCUGCAAAAAGUGGAGAAAGAGAUACAAAGUCAUCUGGCAUGUGUUCAUUCUAUAGAAAAUAAAUAUGACAGAAAUAGAACCGAAUGUGUGCACAAUUUACGAGAAUUGAUUUAUUCCCUGAAGAGAGAAGACUUCUUAGAUUUCGGCACAAAAGCCCUUACACGCACCUGUGAAGUUAACGACGUUUUAUGUCAAGACGAAAGAAAUCUUUUCAUAGACAUUAUAUCACAUGAAGGAAGCGUUGAUGCUCAGUUAUUAGUUCUUAAUUUGGUUAUGCGUAGGCCAAAUGUCACUGAAGAGGACUUAAGAAGAUGCUUAUUCCAUGCAAUAGCCUUAAAAUCACCGGCAUUUGAAAUAGUCCAGCACAUUGAAGAGCUUUGUUUUGAUGACGAUGCAAAACCCGGAGAGACACCUACGUUAACAAAGACCAGGAAGAGAGCAUGCUUAUCACUUGGGGCCAUGGCUAAAUCACUACAUGACAAGAACAUGACAGAGUCUGACAGAAUUGUUGAGAAAAUCGAAAACUGGCUUGAUCAUCACAAUGAAACGAGAUCAAUGGAUAUUGUAAAACCAAGAAAAAGACGAUCUAUUACUCAGCAUGAUAUGGCGGCUAGAAAACAUAUUGAAACAAAGAUGGUCCUCAUUCAAAGUCUUGGAAACGCAGGCAAAUCUAGAUCAAUCAAGCACAUCAAGUCAUACAUGGAGCCUAAUGUUGGUGUUACCGCGUGGCGCCGAGCUGCUAUACAUAGUCUUAGACAUUUCUCAUGUAACGAAAGUGCACAUGCACUUUUAACGAGUGCUGUACAUGACGACGAUGAUAUUGUACGGAAGACGGCAACAGAUGUUCUAAAGAAACAUCCACGGAGUAAUAACUUUACUAUCGAACAUGAAAAUGUUGUGUUAAGCAAGAAUUACAGCUAUCCUAUUGUUUCCCGUGUACGUCGAAGUUUGUUGCAGACUUUGGAACAAGGCAUUCGAGUUUUUAUCAAACCUCCUGGUAUUGAAUGGGACAAGACGAUCGGAAAUAGUGCUAUUGGAGCCAGUUUUGGUCUUCAUAUACGAAAUAUACUUGAUCUGAAAUUGGCACUUCUAAGCGGCCAUUUCAUAAUAGACCUCUAUGACGGUGCUUAUGCCGAAGCUCAUGUUGGAAUGAUUGACUUUCAAGUAGACAUCGUCAAAGCUUAUGUUUGCUUUAAAGGUCGUAUUGCGUAUGAUCUCAAUGUAUUAAAGGACUUUGGUAUAAACAGCUUGUCGGACUUGGUGCACAUUUUUGACAAAAUCCUCGCGAAAAUUGUAACUCCCAUAACCGAUGCAGUCACAAAUUUCCGAAAAAUCAUCAUGUCCUUUAAAGGUCGAAGCCUUAGUGAAAAUGUAAACAAGAUUGUCCGAGUCGUAAAGAAUCUUCCAACUAUACUUGGAGAUGUAGAUCAGAGACUCAAAGUUUUUGCUGUAGAAAUAUUUAACAUGGCUGGAUCAACUGUUGUUGAGGAAAUAAAAAAUAUUUUACAAACUGUUAGAAAUUUCAUUGAUGGUAUUAAGCAAAAUGUCUUGAAGUUUUACAAUGAUAUAGUCGACGCUGUUACUCUUGGACUGCCAUAUAUAUCAAAGAAAAUUGUCGAUGCAUUUAACCUUAUUGUGAAGAGUUUAAGCCAAAUUAUGAACAAUCCUAUGCAAGCAAUAACAUCGAUGUCAAGGGCGAUAUCAAACAUAGCAAUGGCGGUAUCAAUGGCUUUGGAUAUAAAAAAUACAGUGAUUGACGCAUGUAUGUUCUUGCCAGGCCGUGCAGCUGAAUGGUUAAACGCAGCAAAGCAGAUACCAAAUAUAAUAAUGCGGUUUGAUGAAGCCAUAACUAAACUUCUUAGAACCUCUGCUGGUCGAAAGCGACGUUACUUGCAGUCCAAAAUGACCUCGGCCUAUAGUGAUGGCAUUGGCGACAUGAAACACUCACUUCACAACUCGGAAAUUGAUUUGAAAGCCAAACUGGAACACGUUCUUGCGCCUUUAAAACCUUUAAAUAAUAUUGUGAAACCAUUUAUUGAUGAAUUCAAAGCAAUAAUGGAUUUAAUAAAAGCAGUGAAAUGGGGAUACAAGAAAGUUAAGGAAGUCAUUGAAACAAGCAAAUCACUAGUACAGAAGGUUUUUGGUCCCAAAUUCCACAGAAAUUUUCCGACAGAAAGGCGCAAGGCAAAAGGAUCCUGUAAAGAAGGGGUUUGGCCAACAACGACACAGCAAACAUACCGAACAACUGGUGUAGAUUUAGCGUUAGGAAAGGGACAGUCGAUUGUGAUGCCAGUGAACGGAAUCUUACAUGUUGAUUCACGUAAAAAGCGAGUUAUUGUUCAACCAAUAGAUCCGGAGUUUAUAGUCCUUGAAAUCGUUAUAGAAAACAUCGAUCCCAGCGUAAAGUGGGACGGGAAACAAGUGAAAGCCGGAGAUAAAAUAGGACGAGCGUCGAAAGCACCAAAAUGUGAACCAAAUUUCAUUCACGUGUCUGUACGGUAUGGACAGGGUAAAACUAUUCCAGACGCGGAUUAUGACUAUACUGAUCCCGGACCAUUUCUAGAUCGAUUGGUCCCAAUUCCAAAAUGGAUACAAGAAUGUAAUGACCACGAGUUUAGGUAUAUUGGUCAAAUCUUUGAAUCUGGAGAGACAGACGGAGAGGAAGAACCCGUGGCAAAACGAGAGAAAAUUGUAAGAGACACACCUGAUUUAGAUGAACUAGGUAAACUGCUAGGAGAGGAAGACCCUGAAUACAGACCUGAUGAUCCUUCUCUAUAUGAUCAAACAUCUUUUGAAGAUAGUCUUGUCAAAAGUUUGAAGGAACAAGCCAAGAAAUUUACCGAUGUUUUUAAGACGGACUUAUUCAGAAAGGGCGGACCUAAAAUUCCAAACAUCUUGGACAUGAUUAAUGUAAAUAAUAAGACUGUAAGCUGGGUAUUAAACAAUCUGGCACAAGGGAAGCAACUCUACGAUAACUUCAACAAUUUAGUUGGCAAAAUGGCAAGUUCGAUGAUUGCUAUUCCGGUCGGGAAUCCAGCAACUAUGUCCCUUUCUUUUAUGAAGAAUUUUAUAAAUUUGCAAGGGAUUACUAUUCCUGGAAAUGGCGGAGAUAUAAGCAACGUCGCUGAUAGUUUGAUGGAAACAGCUGGUAAAGUUUGCCCGAUGAUUAAAGGUAGAAUUGCUGCUGGUUUUGGCCAUGUUUGUACUGUACACGAGUGUUGUUUAGGUAUCACGUGCAGUGUACCUGUCCCUUUUGGCGCCGAAACUAAGCACCUUAAAUUUAGUUUGGAUAUUAAGCCUAGUAAUUCCAAACUAGUAUUUAAAAUCAACAAUAAAUCAUUUGAAUUCAAAGCAAAAGCAUUAGACGAGGAAAUCAAAACGGGCCUAACACUUUUUGGCAUGGAAAUAUUUCUGGAAAUGAACUCUGAAUUAAAGAAAGGCGUUGUUUCAAUGAAUGCUGAAGUCAAGCUGUGCACUGGUCUCUUCGCCACAUGCUUGUCACCAAUCGACCUUUUCCAUGAGAUCAAGUUUGAUUUAGGAACAUCUUGCAAAAGAAAGCGAUCGACCAAUUCUGGUUCAAUAAAUAAUAGCUUAAAGGCACGAAUUCUUGAAAUGCCAAUAUCCAACUUCAUGGCACAGCUUGGGGAAUAUAUGCUUUUAGAUCGGAAAGUUACAAAAGUUUUAGAAGAUGUAAGAGAUACGGUUGUCAAAGAGCUUAUGAAAGACCCUGCAGAACAACUUGGCAAAAUAUCGAAAGAGUUUCAAGAUAAAGUAGAUUUUUGUAUAAGUGCAAAUAUUCCUGUGCCACCGUUUGACAUAACAUUCUUCCGUUAUCACCAACUGUUCAUGGCUGGACCUGUUGGUUUCUCGUUAGGAUUUGGUGCCGGCGGAAGUGUUGGCCUAGGUGUUAAAGUUGGAUAUUGUAUAGUCAGUAUGACAGCACAGUUGACUUUGACACCAUGGGUAGGUGGUAAAGUAUGGGGCGACGUAGCUGUUGACAUAUUGAUUGCAAGGGGCGGAAUACGUUUAAUUGGAUAUAUAAUGGAAACCAAAUUCCCGAUAACAACAGAACUUGUCUUCUCAAAAUAUCCCAUUGAUGUCGGGGUAAAGAUGGACAUGGUGUUUACACCCCUUCGUCUUCAGCUGAAAGCAUUUGUAGAGCUUAAUGUUUUGUUAAAAUGGAUAACCUUGUAUGAAGGUUUGCUUUGGGAAUAUGCUGUUCCAUCAAUCCGCAAAAAUAUUUUCCACAAGAAGAAACGAGACGACGACCCUUCUCCGCCCAUGGUGUUACCUAAUACUAUGAAUGAAGGGCGAAAAAGAUCCGGGACUAGGGGAUGUAUAGUACAACAAGUUUUCGGAAGACCGUACUACGAUCCAGCUUUUAGAAUAGAAAUGCACGCACAAGAUGAGGUCAGUGAGGUAAAAUUAUUCUAUGCGAUUGGAACACAUCGCGGUGGAACAAACGUCGUUGAUUGGACGGAUAUGGGAGGAAACUCUCUUAUGGUACCGUCAAAACUUCCUGGAGGUAUACCUUUAUACUGGUCAGUCAAGGCACAAAAUAGUCAAGGUUUGUCAUCGAUAAGUCAAUGUUACCUAAACACAUAUGACAGCACUCCUCCAGACGGGAGGGUGGAACAUCCUUACAAGUUUUCAAGUCAUCCGAACAAAAUCAUAGCGUCAGUCGUAGCCUUUGAAGACAGUCCAUUGGUAGAAACACACUACAAAGCUGUAGGUUUUAGUCCCGGACAAUUUGGGUCUCAAUUUGUGGAUUGGCAGGUGCUACGACUUGAUCAUUCUAAAAUACGAAGUGGAGCUACUGGUCCAUUAAAACAUUUCACAAUUCCUAGAGAAGGAAAGUUAGUUGCCUGGAUUCUUACGUCACAGAAUUCACCUGAUGCAGAGACUUGUGCUCAAAAAUGCAUUAGCUUUGGUUCGAAGUGCGUGUCCUUUGACUAUGAGCAUCACUCGGAGACAUGUGACUUACAUGAUGUUGUUCAAGGUGCUAAUGCUUACCUACGCAUAAGCGGUACAUACAGUAACUACGAACGACUUGGCAGUGGAUAUCAUUCUCCAGUAGAAUACUCAGGUUUGCCGCUGUCACAUGGUUCAACGUACUUUGUAAACACAAAAGUUAGCAACGUUCUAGGAUAUGAUGCAUAUUUGGUAGGCGAAGGAACAAUGGUAGAUUUUACUCCACCUGAACCUGGUACAAUUAAGAAUGCACGCCAAGAUAUUUUACGGGCUGAUAAAUGUAACGCAGCUGUAACACAGCAUUGUAUCGAUGUCACUUGGAAAAAUAACCAUAGAAUAAUUAUAGAUGGUAAAGGCUCGGGUACAGUUUUUAAUGGACACAAGCCUUUGUCUGACGAACUUUACACUCUGACUAACCAUUAUGUGUCUGCCAACUGGAAAGGUUUCCACGAUGACGAAAGUGGGUUGUUGGGAUUUACAUGGGCUAUCGGUAGAAAUGUUUGCGGCGCAGAUGUUGUCAAAUAUAAUGAUCCUUAUGAACAUUUAACAAGCAAGAAAUUUUGGACAGAUUCUGGGUUUCACAAAGGGGUUCAUCUGAAAGAUGGUCCAUACUACGUAACAGUACAAGCUUUAAAUGGUGCGGAGUUAGGAGGAUCACUUGUUACUACUGUGUGUCAUUCUAUUCCAUUCAUUGUCGAUACAACUCCUCCUGUUUUUAACGGUGUAACAGAUAUAAUUUACGACGAGGAUUUUGACCUUAUUGCCAUUUACUAUAACGCCACAGACGAGCUUUCUAAAAUAUCCGACGCCGAAUUCGGUCUCGGUCAAACAAAAUAUGACGUUAAGUUAAAACCAUACACUCUUCAUGCCUCAAUUGACAGGGACGAUCCAUUUGUAGCCGUGGAAGAGCUUGGUUUACAAGAGGGAAUACCAGCAUGGAUUCGUAUAAGAGUAACAAAUAAUGUUGAACUGUUCACGGCUGGACACGGGGACGAACCAAUAAUGAUAGACAAAUCUCCACCAAUAGCUGGUAAUGUUCUAGAUGGAGACCGUCUUCGUAACGACCGGGCUUUUCAAGCCGACGACGAAAAGAUAUGUGCUCAAUGGCUUGACUUCUUUGAUCCAGAGUCAGGAUUACACAGGUUCCAAUGGGGUGUUGGUACCAAACCUGGCGACGACAAUAUUGUAAAGUUCCAUAAUCUGACAAGAUACGAAAAAUCAGCAUGCAAGGCUGCACAUUUAGCGCAUAACAGGACGUACUACUCUACUGUGUUUGCUUACAAUAAUGCUUUGAAUUCAAAGUCAGCUAAUAGUUCAUCUGAUGGAGUUCUUGUAGACGUGACACAUCCGUUAGCUGGCCAAGUAAAAGACGGCAAAGUUAAUGAAAAUGAGCUCAAUUUUAGUUCAGAAACUGUUUCUAAGUUUGUAAACUGGAACGGUUAUUAUGACCCUGAAAGCGGUAUUGAUCACUACAGGGUUGAUGUUAUCAUAAAUAACGAGAUAAGAGGAACUUUUGACGCUGGAAGGGCAACAGAAUUUGAAGAUCAUACAAUAUCGAUGGAACAUCAGGACACAGUUAAAUUUACUGUCCAUGGCAUCAACGGUGCUGAUCUUGAAAAUGCGUCAGAAAGCAAUGGUUUUUUAGUUGAUUUAACAACGCCAAUUCUUAAAGGAAUGUCCGACAAUGAUGACGCCGCGGCGUACCAAAGAAACAAUGAAAGAAUGGAUGUGAUGUAUGAAUUUGAAGAUACAGAGUCAGGCAUUAAAGAAUACAGAGUUAUCAUUUAUGAAACAAGAUAUGGCGUUAAGCAAAAAUUCUGGCCAAAAGACAGUCAUUUCAAUAUUUCUUCCCCCGUUACGCCUUUCUACACGAAAAUAUCUUCUUCUCUUGAUGGGUUAUCAUUGAAAGAUGGUGCUUUAUAUUCAUUGCAUGUGACAGCACUUAAUAGGGCACUUUUAUCUUCGUCGCACGAGACUAAUGGAGUAACAGUUGAUACAACUCCACCACAGAAACCAAAAGUUCACAUUGGACUUUGGACAGACGACGAGGAACUAGAUGAUGACGGAAAUGUAUUACAUAAUGAUCAGAAUGGUAUACGUGUUAGUUGGUCAGGUAGAGACUCUGAAAGCGGUAUUAAAAGUUACCAAGUUGCCAUAGGAACAACUGAAUCUGACAAGAAAAGUGUUUUAAAUUUCACUGAUUACGGUGUUGAUGUUACUGCUUACAUUCAAUUUAUAUAUUUUCAAACUUUUAAAGAAUCGGGCAUUAAAUAUGUUGUAUUUGUGAAAGCUGAAAACGGAGCAGGACUUUAUUCAACCGUUGGAAAGUCGAAGCCAAUCUUUGUACAGAAGGCUAAUGUCGCCGGUAUUGUAUUUGAUGGUAGAAAUCUUUACGAAGACGAAAUGUACACGACAGAUUUUACAUCAAUUUCUGCAUCAUUCUAUGGUUUUGAAAGUGAAGGUUGUAAUAUUCUAAGCUAUGACUGGGCAAUAGGUACAACUGAAUAUGGAACGGACAUUAAGACAUAUACAAACUAUGGACUUGUUAUGCUAAAUGAAACUCACGGUCAGUGUCAGAUUCAUGUCGAAUUGUUUGAAGACACAAAUUAUUUCAUUACAGUACGAGCUAUAACGGGAUGCCAAGAUGAAUAUAUAUUGUCAUCUUCUGAUGGCAUCACACUCGAUAGAAUUCCACCAGAGGUUAUGUAUGAUAUUGAAGACUCUAAUGAUACUCAAUUUGUUUAUGUUGAUAAUAUCAUGUACCAAGAUGCCACAGACACACUUCCGGUUUUCACCAAUGUUUCAGACACACAUUCGGUAUCUUCGGUAGAGUGGGCUUUAGGAUCAUUGCCCCUCCUAGAUGACCGGCAUCCAUUCACCCGUGAUUAUUCUAAAGUAAAUAGUGUAGUUACGCUUUCACCUGGAGAGGCAACUUUCAUAACAACAAAUGCUUCUGAUAUGGCCGGUAAUACUAACGUAACGUCAUCAUUGGCUAUAAUAGCGGAUACAACAGCACCUUUGAUAAGGGGUUUUGACUGCACUAAGUAUGUUUCGGUGCGAAAAAGUAUUUUAAUUUGCACAUGGGAAGCAGUUGAGGAAUAUGAAAGUCUGAUUGACAAAAUUAUUUUUUCAUUGGGAUCAAACAGUACGUCAACUGAUGUGUUAAAGAGUUAUGUUGUACCUAAUUUUUUAAGAUUGUUUACUCGAGAUUUAAGUGAUUUUAUAAAUUUAAAAGAUAAUUUGACAACAAUUUUUGUAAAUUUGAAUGUCAAAAAUGUGGUAGGACACACAACAGUGUAUGGCAGGGAAGUUGUCGUCGACCGAACCAUUCCGAAAGUAGCUCACCUAGCAGUUGUCACAAAUAUCGGGGCUCAAAACGUAUCAGAGAAUCAAAAAUGCCAGCUUCCACGUGCUUUUGUUGAACUCCGUCCAUAUGAUAUUACCGAUGAUGAAUCUGGCAUUGAUCAUGAUAGGUAUGAAGUGUCUAUCGGUUUUGCUCCAUAUGCUACAGACGUCCUUGACUACACUCCAGUCCAGUUAGGAGAAAACGGAAUAAUAUUUGUGGACGGUUUUACUUUAGACGAGGGGGCAAUAUUCUAUGCGACUUUGAGACUAUACAAUCACGCCGGAUUGAAAACGGAAGUGACAUCAGACAGUGUUGUCAUAAGCCAGUCGCCGGUACUUUCAGUAACCGAUGGCGCUGAGGAUGACGACAUAGAUUACCAGUCCGUGCCUAAUCUUCUCCAAGGAAAAUGGAAAUAUUCAGAUCUCUGUCCUAUCAAAGAAGCGAUGUGGUCUGCGGCUGAUCUGACUGGAAAAGUACUUUUUGCCUUUCAAUCUAUUCCAUCUGCGGCUAAGAUAUUCUAUAACGAUGAGGUAGCAUUAGAAAACGGAAUGAAAUAUAUUGUUACAAUAAAAACUGUUGACUUUUUAGGUCGAACAAAAAUUGCACGUUCAGACGGUGUCUCUGUUCGAAUUCAGCCACCAGUUCCCGGGUUAGUACGAGAUGGUCUUUUAGAGGAUUUGAAUUAUCAAUACAGUACAUCAGAACUUUCUGCAAAUUGGGAUAAUUUUGGUGAUGGUUCGAAAGACCCUACACAAGCAAUUCACCAUUACGAUGUUUCUGUCGGUAAUGACAGACGUUAUGAACAAACGAGAUCAAAUAUUCAUUUCUUUGUCAAUGUCGGACUUAAUACUUCAUUUACCUUUAAGGGCCUAAAUCUAACUUCAAAAUUAAUAAAAUAUUACAUCACAGUUCGAGCAUACAGUAUGGCAGGGAGCUAUACAGAAGGUUAUUCAAACGGUAUACGAGUUGGUUUUAAUGACGAUAUAAACGCAGGUACAAUGUCUAUUCAUAAAUAUCAGUCGUCCACGACAUCUGUUGAGGUAUCUUGGACAGGAUUUAGAUCAGAUAUUGAUAUUAUUGACUAUAUGAUUGGAAUAAGUAGCCAUGGUAAUGUUAUAACAAACGAUACCCUUAAGUGUUCUAUGUUUUAUCUUAAUUCAACUGAUUAUGACAUAUUAGCUUUAUCAACAGUCGCCGUAGAUGAGUAUAAGAAGGUAACGGGCCUAACACUCAAACAUGGAGAUAAAUAUUUUGUUACCAUCAUCGCAAAGGAUGAAGCUGGAAUGUGUUUUGGUAUAACAAGUGAAGAAAUUCUCGUAGACACAUCUCCACCACAAAUUGGUUUCCUUUCUAUCAAUAAUAUACGCAGUGAAACUGUACUAUUUGCUGAUUCUGAUUCUGAAAUGAUGGUACAGUGGCAUGAUUUUAAUGAUAAAGAAUCUGGAAUUGUAAAAGCAAAGGUUUCUCUUCUUGAAUGCAAGAAAUGCGGUAUUGAGCAGAAAUCUAGUUCAAAUUGUAUCCCCAUAGCUGAGACAACGGUAGAAAAUGAUAACAAGACUGCUUUCUAUCAGCUAGAAUUAAGUUCACAGAAGGAAUACCUUAUUAACUUGACUUUAACAAAUGGCGCAAAAUUGUUAACAAAUGUUUUAAGUAAGUCUAUUUUAGUAGAUACAAGCGCCCCGUUAAUGGGUAGUGUGAAAAUUGCAAAGAAUUGGCACUCUUUGGAUACCUUCCAAAAUUCAACUUCAGAGUUACAUGGCUUAAUGGCGAUUGCAUCGACUUUUGUUGAUUACGAUUGUUCUUCACAAAAGCAUUUUUUCCCAGUGGCUCAUGAAAUGAAAUUUCAGGGAUUUUCUGACGAUUUUAGUACAGAUUUUGUAAUUGUAAACCGUUCCGGAGCGUUUUUAGGGAUUGGUUAUAACGCAGAUUUGAGUGAAAUAACAAAAUCAAGUAUCGUUUCUGAACCACUUACAUUAAAAAGAGGUAAUUAUAGUCUCACGGCUCUUAUUGCGAGAGGAGAAAAUAUUGUGACAACCGUUGCUUUCAUUACAGAUAAUGUUGCAGUUCCGUUUUUAAUUAAAGAUAAGCCUGUUGAAAAUGAAUUCGAUGAAAGUGUAUUUGACAAUAUGACGGGCCUCGAAGUUCCUGAAAGUAAUGCUAUGGUCACAAACAUAUUAACAACACCAAGCACAACUACAAGAAACCUUGUCUCUUUUAUACCAUCUGAUAAUGAUACAUCUAGUACGGACACUAACUUUGACACCGAUGAAUAUGGCUUUGGAGUGCAUUUUCUAGGAUAUAAAAUUGCAAACAAUAAACACUGGCAUCAUGUGUUUUGGGCUAGAAAUAAGUUCACAAGCAUAUUAAGAUGGUUCAGCGUUCCUUUUGAUUACGCAGCUGACUUUCAUAGGGUGACAAUCCUAGUAGACAGUAAAUCAGAAUAUUUAGAGACAACUGUAGAUCUUACUUUGAUUAUUGAUGGUGAGGAAACAAUCAAUAUAGCUGGUUUCAAAUUCUUUGGUGACAUGAAAAUAGCAACACUGAUUUGGAACGAAAACGGAUACAAACCACCAAUAUCAGAUAUUUAUAACCCGUUUUACAGCCACGCUGUGAUUCGCGAGAUUGAUAUACCAGAUGAAAUGGCUAAACUGUGUCGUCAUGGCCGGGGGUUUUAUGACGGAGAAAGUAGUGUAAAGGAGAUAUGGCUUGGAGUGUCUGACAGUAAAUUUGAAUUCGGUAAUGUGCUCCCUCUAUCACUGUAUACACAAUAUUGCUACCCUUGUCAAGGAUUAUGUCAGACUCUUUGUAAACAGCCUUGUUCACACAAAAAUCUUCAUGAUGGGUUUGGACUUAUUUCUCUUGACUUAGAAGGUUUAGAUAUGAAGUCUAGUAGUAUUGAUGAUCCAUGUAACAAUGUUACUAGUGAUUUAGAGUGUAACAGCACAGCGUUUUAUUUGAACGUGAAGCUCGUGAAUUACGCUGGUUUAGAAUCAUUUGCGUAUUCCAAUGCCGUCCAGAUAGAUAUUACGCCACCGGAAUGUGACUAUGUAAAAUGUAUAGAUCCUGAUUAUAGCAAAGAUGAACCAACACAAUAUCUGGGAUCAAGUUCAACAAUCGGUGCAUACUGGAACUGUUCCGAAGAUAUAAGUCAGAUUGAAUCUUACAUUGUACGAGUCUUUGAUUCUUCUAAUAAUGAAACUGUAAUGAAUAGUACCUCAGUAGGCUUGAAAACAAAGAAGGCGUUCAGGUUACAAAAUGGCACUUUUAGGGAUGGUAAAAACUAUGUAGUAGAAGUGACAACGAUCAAUACUGCCGGUUUAUCAAUAACGAAAAGCUGUAAAGUUCAAGUCAGUUUAUUUCCACCGGAUACAUCUGGUGCCACAACUGCCCCACUGUACACCAAUGUUUCAUAUGUUUCUGCAGAUGAAGAUACACCAUAUUGGACGACUACACAAACAGAAAUAGGAAUAGAGUGGCAAGGAGGUGAUUCGGAAGUAGAAUAUUAUGAAUGGCAAAUUGGAACAUCUAAAGACGGACAGGACGUUUUUCCACCAGUGAAAGUUGGUCAGAAUAAAACGGGAUCAUCAGCUAUUGUUCAUGGAAAGAUUGAGUUUGACAGGAAAGCAAUAAAUAGGUCGGUAAUGGAGUUUAGAAACGUUACAGGUAUGACAUUAGAAGAAAUGCAAAACAUUACCGAAACAGAUGAGAAGGAAAAGGCUUUCUUUAACAUGGAACCAGGUCGCUGUGUACAUCAGUCCCUUUAUGCUAUUGGAUAUUCUCACUUGAAAAGUAAAAUACAGGGAAACACUGUUUGUGUAAAACGUUUAAAUGACAUAUACUUAAACGGGACGCAGACGAAAGUUAUGGCUUCAAAACUAAAAUCAUCAGAUAAAUGGAGUGCUAGUGUAGUACCUUUACCACAAAUUGCUAUUGAAGCCAGUCUGAUAACUGGUGGUUUAAGUUUAGGGACUUUAACAAAAGAAGAUCUAUCCGACGACUAUGGAAGUGCUGCUACUGUGGACUACAAACCUUUCAUUAAGGAUCCGGAAAUUUCACUUGAUAAAACGACUAGACUUCUAAGAAACAGGAUUAAAAAGUUAUGUAAUACGACAUUCUUUGUAUCGCCGUCUCCAGUGGCUGAAUACGAGAAUAUAAGGAUAAAUAUAACCGUACCCGAUGGAUGUGAGAAAGAUCCGGAUAACCAACCUGCAUUAAUGUUCUGGAAUAGCGACAAGGAGCAGUGGGUUCAUGUAGACGAAGGAUGCAGAGAUCAUUUGACUGCUGUGGUUACUUCUCAUAUUUAUAUUUCCGAGAUAUGCAACGCUAGUACAGAAACAUCUUCCGUGAUAAAGAAGGGAUCACCAUACAUGUACAUGUCUCCAAGGACCUUUGCUCUUUCUCAAAUAUCUCGCAAAUUUCCAAAUAACCCACCAACUCUAUUAACAGAUAAUUUGCAAUUAUACGAAGAUACUACCAGUGAACUACACAUAAAAACUGUCGAUUUAGAAAACGAUACGUUCAAGUUUGAAAUAACAAAGUACCCAUUAAACAUGGUUUGUGAAAUUCACAAUACAAGCGGAUUUUUGAAUUGUACACCUUACGAAGAUUUUAGUGGCGAAGAUUCUAUUACUGUGAAGGUUACUGAGACUGGUCUCCCAGAGUUUGAAGAAGCUCUUGUCGAUGAAAAAAUAAUAACCCUAAAUAUAUCAGGAGUACCAGACAGAACGGAUAGGUACUUCAUAGACUCAAAUGGUACAAUCUUUUCAGAUAUUCGGCCUUCCAUGAUUAAGACGUUUAUCCUCGAUGCAAAUCGAUCAACGUCAUUUGAUGUUGGAACUAUUUUAUUGGCAGAUGUUGAUAACGAUGAGGAGUUCAAAGUCAAAGAGAACUUUAAUCCUCUAAGAAAUUCAACAUACGCUCUUGUUAAUACAGACAGCUCUUCAAUUGAAUUGGAGAAUGUAUCAUCAAAGAUAUAUAAAAGCUUACAGGCAUAUGACGUUAGUUUCAAAUUUUCUCCAGAGGUCAGUGGCAACAUGAGUCUUCAAUUCAUCGCAAAACUAGCUGAUGGCACUUUUACACCAUCUGUUACAGUUGAAUUGUUUAUCCUUAAUAAUCCGUGUGUUUAUGGUCACUGUAGUCCAAAGGGGAGUGUUGUAUGUGACGACAUACUACGAUCAACAUCAUUUACAGAUUUCCAAUGCGUGUGUUAUCCUGGAUAUGAGGGUCAGUGGUGCCAGACUGAAACAGAUGAAUGCCAAUGGAACCCAUGUGCUGUUAUGUUUGACUGUGAAGAUUUGAUAAACGAACAUCAAUGUAACAUCAACAUACCAAAACUUAUGGCCAUAUUAUUAAGUUCAAUACCGGCUAUUGGAGGGGCAUCGUUCCUGUUAUGGAAGCUGUUGAAAAGGUGUAAAACAUAUAGCAUACCUAGCAUGGUGGAUCUUAACAACUCAGAGAUAACCGAGGCAUUUAAGAUGGACGGAGAGCGGCCUUCAACAAGUGCUUCAAUAGUUCUAGAAUCCUAUCGAACACGUACCGAAGGAGCUUCAACAUUGCUCGACGAUACCGAUACCAUUAAUGCUUCUGCGAUGACAUCAUUUACAACAGCGCUAGAUACAUCUUCUAAACCAUCAUUGAAACCUGUUAAUUUGCAGCAAUCAAAUCCUAAUGAAAUGAUGGAAGCAAAGCUGGAAAGUCCGUCAGUGAAGUCAAACGUUGAACCGGAAUGUCAGCCGCUGUUGAAGACACAUGAAGAUGAAGACUAAUGUGUGACUGGAGAUUCAAUGAAAAGCAACUCUCUUUCACAACUGUGCUCUGAAUCUCAGAAUAAGGAAGUUAGUAAAUUGUGUGCUAUUAAUAUCACAAAAACACAUAUAUGACAUUUUUAAAGACGCUUAAAGCUGUAAUGUUACGCAUAAAUUGUAUGUUUCCUCUUUGUAGCGGAUCCAGAUGUUUAGAAUUACGUUGCUUAAAUCGUCUUAUUGUUUGUUUAAAUUCAUGAUGUUAGAGGUUUGCUACAGUGUAUUUUAAAGACAUAUUUACCCUGGAAAUGAUAUUUCUCU
This is a messenger RNA of Ruditapes philippinarum (Manila clam), 14964 nucleotides long. RefSeq lists its product as uncharacterized. NCBI's taxonomy places the organism in Eukaryota, Metazoa, Mollusca, Bivalvia, Venerida, Veneridae. The record is from RefSeq and is a predicted model, not a curated record. The coding region runs from base 112 to 14667 and encodes 4851 amino acids. Gene Ontology annotation, biological process: lipid transport. Gene Ontology annotation, molecular function: lipid carrier activity. The transcript is spliced from 48 exons.